UGUUUGCAGAUCACUCAGGUGUGCUCUGAAGACCAAAUCUCUACAUCAGCAAUUAGAAGGAAGCCCUGAGCCCUCCACCUCUUAGAAAGCACAAUGGAAUCAGAUAUCAUGGGAAACACACACACACACACACACACACACACACACACACACACUUCAUGGAUCCUCUCUGCACGUCUCUCUAGGAAGGGAAAAUGUGGGUGAGAGAAUGAGGCCAGAUGCACUCCAGGAGGCUGUGAGUUUAGCAGACCUACAAGAACACUGAUGUAGGAGGCUUGUUCUUUUAAGUCCCGGAAGCCCUUUUAUUUUUUUCGUUGGGACGUGUGUGAAUACCUGUAAUGCUGCUUUGCUUUCCAAACUGGCCAGUGAGUUAAACAGCAACAGGAGAGCAACAACAACAACAACAACAACAAUACUUCAGUCUCAGCAAGAGCUCUCACCCUGGCCACCAUGGAGUUUCCGGAAAGAGCUUAUCUUGUGAAUGACAAAGCCACCAAGAUGUAUGCCUUCACACUAGACAGUGUGGAUCGCCAGCAGAAAACUGUGAAUAAAGAUCACUGUUCUGGAGAGAGGCCAGAGGAGCUGGGGUCGGGAGCCAUCUAUCACUGUCAUGGCAAUGCCAAGGCCACAGAGAACAGGGCAAACGAGCAAGUCUACGCCAAGUGGAAACUCUGGGCUGCUUCGGGAAUAUGCUUUGUCUUCAUGAUUGCAGAGGUUGUUGGUGGCCACGUUGCUGGGAGUCUUGCUGUCAUCACAGAUGCUGCCCACCUCUUGAUUGACCUGACUAGUUUCCUGCUCAGCCUCUUCUCCCUGUGGCUGUCCUCCAAGCCUCCCUCCAAGCGGCUGACCUUCGGAUGGCACCGAGCAGAGAUCCUCGGGGCCCUGCUGUCCAUGCUAUGUGUCUGGGCAGUGACUGGUGUGCUGGUGUACCUGGCCUGUGAGCGCCUGCUGUACCCUGAUUACCAGAUCCAGGCCACUGUGAUGAUCAUCGUUUCGGGCUGUGCUGUGGCAGCCAACAUUGUACUAAGUGUGAUUUUGCACCAGAGGCCUCCAGGCCACAGUCACAAGGAAGUGCAAGCUAAUGCCAGUGUCAGAGCUGCUUUUGUGCAUGCCCUUGGGGACCUGUUUCAGAGCAUCAGUGUGUUAACCAGUGCACUUAUCAUCUACUUCAAGCCAGACUAUAAAAUGGCCGAUUCAAUUUGCACAUUUGUGUUUUCUGUCCUGGUGUUGGCGAGUACUGUCACAGUCUUAAAGGACUUCUCCAUCUUACUCAUGGAAGGUGUGCCAAAGAACCUCAACUACAAUGCUGUGAAAGAGCUCAUCUUAGCGGUAGAUGGCGUGGUGUCUGUGCACAGCUUGCACAUCUGGUCUUUAACAACCAACCAGGUGAUUCUCUCGGCUCAUGUUGUUGCAGCAUCCAGUCGGGACAGCCAGGGCAUUCAGAGAGAGAUUGCUAAAGCCCUCAGCAAUAGCUUUCCUGUGCAUUCACUCACCAUUCAGAUGGAAUCUCCUGCCGACCAGGACCCCGGCUGCCUUUUCUGUGAAGAACCUCAGGACUAGUUCAGUCAGACUAUCAGCUUCCUGAGUUGAUAGGUCACUACAUGAUGCUCUGUAGUUCCUGGAACAUAAACAAUAAGGAACCAAAGGAAGACGUUUGAGAAACUGAUGAUACAGUACAAUGCACAUUUUAUACUUCUUUAUUUAGCUCCAUCCAACCAUGAAUUAGAUGCAUGUAGAUUCACUAAUCAAUACUGAUUAUCAUCAGUAGCUCUGUUCCAUUUCAGGAAUAUAUGUGUGGGCCACUUCUAACUGGGGCUGAAAUAACAACUGUUUGUAACUAUAGGCCUUAAAUAGUACAUCGCCCUUCAACAGCACAGCCCAAGGAUGAGUGGGUCGAGAUGAACUAAGGCCGAGGUCAGCAAACUGCGGCUCUCGAGCCACAUACAGCUCUUUGGCUCCUUGAGUGUGGCUCUUCCACAAAAUACCACGGCCUGGGAGAGUCUAUUUUGAAGAAGUGGCAUUAGAAGAAGUUUAAGUUAAAAAAUUUGACUCUUAAAAGAAAUUUCAAUUGUUGUACUGUUGAUAUUUGGCUCUGUUGUCUAAUAAAUUUGCCGACUACUGAACUAAGGGAAGUCUGAGCAGGAAUCUGUGGCAAGGAAAGUCACAACAAUUUCCAAAAACUGGAGAAAUAAAAAUAAGAAGAGCCAAGUCAAAGAUAAAGCUAAUCUGAAGGCCAAAUACCUCAAAAGAAUUUGACUUUCCCACCAAGUUGUAAUUUGAUUUGAGGCAAUUCUUUUGAAAUCCCCAUCUACCAACAUCACUGUUAAUUAAAUGGGGUAGAAAUGUCCUUGUUCCAUCUUGCUUAUAAGUUCUGUUGUAUUAUGUCUGAAACUAUUGAAUGAUAUUGUACUUCUCUGUAUAAAAAUCAUGGGCAAAUGCAAAAUUAUAAAAUUUACUGCUUUUUAAGAGUUUUCAUAUGGUUGGAUCUAUUAAUAAAAGAA
Pipistrellus kuhlii (Kuhl's pipistrelle) is the source of this 2501-nucleotide messenger RNA. RefSeq names its product solute carrier family 30 member 8 (gene SLC30A8). Gene Ontology annotation, biological process: response to zinc ion; insulin secretion; zinc ion transmembrane transport. The record is from RefSeq and is a predicted model, not a curated record. The coding region runs from base 451 to 1560 and encodes 369 amino acids. Gene Ontology annotation, cellular component: plasma membrane. The transcript has 8 exons. NCBI's taxonomy places the organism in Eukaryota, Metazoa, Chordata, Mammalia, Chiroptera, Vespertilionidae. Gene Ontology annotation, molecular function: zinc ion transmembrane transporter activity.